GCUCACAUACCAUCCGUUAGGCCGACUGUCACACAAAAUUUUGAUUGAUUUAUAUAUUGCUAACUGGAUAUAUCAGAAAGGGAUACCCCUGCUGCACAUUGCGAUUUUAGUUUUUCAAUCCUGUUGUGGUUACAAGACGCUAAACUAAUUUGUGGCCACGAAUGUCAGAUCCAUUUUUCUUUGCAGUUGUUUGAAAAAAAAAUCGACGAGGACAUGAUGCGCGUAAAAGACAUCGCUCUUGUUCUAAUUUUCACCUGUCUCGUGCAACAGUUUCUACAUGUGAAGAGCCUGAGAGAUAGAGGGAGGAGAGCACAAACAGAUGGAAAAGGAGGGAGAAGAGGUCAACGGAAUGACAGUGGUCCGAAUGUAUCCAGUGACACAGGUGUCUGGAGAGGGAGAUUUUCACUGAAAGACCGAGCGCAGUGCAUGUGGGUCGCAGCAGCUGAGGGCGAUGCGUCUGUACUGGGAGUCACCUGUAAAAACGGUGCAAAGAGUUUCGACUGCGAGUAUGUAGCGAAGCCCACCGCAUGUCAGCAGUACGUAUCCAAUGCCAAAGCCUACUGGAAACAGAUCGCCCGUGCGUUAAAAAAGAAGAAGGGUUUGUGUCGAGACUCUACAGCGCUGAUCAGAGCCGGCAUGUGCAGGAAAGCGCCGAAGGACGCGCAUUUCAGACUGAAGGACACGCGCUCGUCCUCACAUUUGUCCAGUCCGCCGCCCGCGGGGACAAAUCUGUGCCCUGAUCGGAUCGAUAGGCUGAAACUGGCCGAUGAAUACUGCACCAGCUCCUGGUCUCCAAUGUGUACAUUUCUCUUCUUGAUGUUUGAGAAUGACGAAUGCUCGUGAGAGUGCUUAUUUGACUUUGAAAAAUAGUUUUAUUUUUAAUUUUUAUAUAUAUUCAAUUAAUGUAGAACAGACGGUCCACACUUACGAUUUUUGGUCCCUAGAACGUUAGUUUAUGGUUAUAAAAAUAAAAUCUAGGAAACCAUAAGCUAACGUUAGUGGAAUUUUCUGUGUUUGUUGGGAUGUUACUAAAAUGUACAUGGGAGAUUAUAUAUAUAUAUAUAUGUAUACACACACAGUACUGUGCAAAAGUUUUAGGCACUUGUGAAAAAUGUUGCAUAGUGAGGACUUCAAAAAUAAUGUCAUAAAUAGUUUUAAUUUAUCACUUAAUGUCAUACAAAGUCCAGUAAACAUAAAUAAAGCUAAAAUCAAUAUUUGGUGUGACUACCUUUGCCUUUAAAACAGCACCAAUUCUCCUAGGUACACCUGGACACAGUUUUUCUUGGUUGUUGGCAGAUAGGAUGUUCCAAGCUUCUUGGAGAAUUCGUCACCAGUUCUUCUACCUAUUUAGGCUGUCUCAAUUGCUUCUGUCUCUUUAUGUAAUCUCAGACUGACACGAUGUUCAGUGAGGGGCUCUGUGGGGGCCAUGACAUCUGUUGCAGGGCUCCCUGUUCUUCUAUCCUAAUCUCUUCUAUUUGCAAAAGUAAUGUUUGGGAGUCCAACAUUUAUAUUUCCUAUUGACACACUAAAGCUGAAGAUAUAAAUAACCAUCUUAAGAUGUGAAACAGCUUAUGUGCCUAAGAC
Messenger RNA from Myxocyprinus asiaticus (Chinese sucker), 1584 nucleotides. Its product is annotated as fibroblast growth factor-binding protein 1-like. Gene Ontology annotation, molecular function: growth factor binding. The record is from RefSeq and is a predicted model, not a curated record. Gene Ontology annotation, biological process: cell-cell signaling. Bases 214 to 843 code for a protein of 209 amino acids. The transcript has a single exon. NCBI's taxonomy places the organism in Eukaryota, Metazoa, Chordata, Actinopteri, Cypriniformes, Catostomidae.